Messenger RNA from Larimichthys crocea (large yellow croaker), 1864 nucleotides. Its product is annotated as cilia- and flagella-associated protein 251-like. Lineage: Eukaryota; Metazoa; Chordata; Actinopteri; Sciaenidae. Gene Ontology annotation, cellular component: membrane; sarcoplasmic reticulum. Gene Ontology annotation, molecular function: signaling receptor binding. The transcript is spliced from 9 exons. The record is from RefSeq and is a predicted model, not a curated record. The annotation marks the transcript as partial.
UGAAAUCACCGUAAUCACGUGACUCCGGCGGUGACACCGGCUGUUGGGAUAAAGUUACCUUGUAACUCUCUCUUCCCUCUUUCCCUUCCAUCAUCCGUCAGUCCCCGUGGUCGAUCUAAUUCUGUCAGAGUGGUUGAGUGGAGAGGGGGGGUGGCGGGGUGGCGGCUGGCUUGCUCUAUCUACAACCAAAGCCCCCAACCAGGCAAAGGGCAAAGACAGUGACCAUCUUAACUUGGUCUCUGUCUGUCUCCCUCAGCUUCAUCCACUGGGACGGAAGUCAGCUCUCUCUGGACCACCUUGCAAAAAAAGAAACCCCAAAAAAAACCCAACAACAACAACAACAUUUGGAGCUCUAAAAAGUUUUUUUGACUUCUGGAACAAAGAACGGAAAAAUGCAGAUUUAAGUAAUGAGAGUGGAAGAAGAGGUGUAGUGUUACCAGUGGUGUCCAGAGGGUUCUGGGUUUUCUACAUAUCCUCAGCACCAGCCAUUCACGUGACGUUGCCAGAUUGGAAUUAAAACACUGGGAUUAAAUCGCGCCGAGGAGUUGAGGAUCUACCGUAAAUAUUUGUUUUCAUGGCAACAUAAUCUGCACGAGGGAUUUACUGUUGGAGUAGAAACUUUUAUUUUGAAACUAUGACUGAAGCGGUUGAAGUGAGGUCGUCGACCACCACAACCACCAUGGUCAUCGACGCCAAGAAUGGAGACGCCGGGUCGCCGUCUGUGCGAGGGUCCAAGAAAACAUUUGCAGAUAACCUCCACUCCACCUUCAGCUCCCCGCUGGCCUGGAUCUUGGUCCUGGCUCUCAUUAUUACAUGGUCUUGUGUUUUUGUCAUCAUGUUUGAUCUGAUGGACUACAAGACCAUUUCAGGUCGUCCACCUCCUGCCGUCAGGAAGGUUUUAAAGGAAUCAGGCCGUGGAGGAGGCCUCACCAAGAUCGGCUCGGACCCCAUGAAGGCGGUGAAAGAUGUCGCGGAAGAAUCGUCAAACUUUUUCAGUGUCGCGUUCAGAUUUGCUGCCAACCUGAUUGCUCCUGAAGAAGAUGAAGGAAAUCUAUACGCAGUGAGAAAAAAAGGAGAAUUUUUACCGUCCCGAAGUAAAGUUAUAGGGAUGCAAGCAAAGACGAAACUACCAGCGGUUGAAGUCGUGGAAGACGAAGAAGAGGAGGUGGGAGAGGAGGAAGGAGAAGAGGGAGAUGAAGAGGAGGAGGAGGCGGAGGAGGAGGCGGAGGAGGAGUAUUAUGAAGAGGAAGAGGAGUAUUAUGAGGAGGAUGAGGAGUAUUAUGAGGAAGAUGAGGAGUAUUAUGAGGAGGAUGAGGAGUAUUAUGAGGAAGAUGAGGGAUAUUAUGAGGAGGGAGAAGAAUAUGAGGAGGAGGAAGGAGAGGAGGAGGAGGGAGAAGUUGAGGAGGAGGAGGAAGAGGAGGGAGAAGAAGACAAGGGCGCAGCAGUUGUGGAGGAGGAGGAAGAAGAAGAGGGAGCUGAUGAGGAGGAGGGGGAGGAAGAGGAGGAGGAGGAGGAAGAAGAGGAAGAGGGAACAGAAGCUGAGGAGGAGGAAGAGGAGGAGGAAGAGGAAGGAGCAGAAGCUGUUGAGGAGAAGGACGAGGAGGAGGGAGGAGAAGCUGAUGAAGAGGAGGAGGAAGAGGAGGGAGGAGAAGCUGAUGAAGAGGAGGAGGAGGAAGAGGAGGAUGAGCCAAAAGAGGAAGAGGUUGAAGCAGCUGCUCAAGAAGAGGAGGAAGAGGUGAAGGCAGAGGAGGAAGAGGAGGAGGAGGAGGAGGAGGAGGAGGAGGAGGAGGGAGCUGCUGAGGUGGAGCAGGAUGAUGAUGAAGACGAGGAAGAGGAGAAGGAAGCAGCAGCUGAGACUGAUGAA